UCGGUGCGGGGCAGAGCGGGGCAGAGCGGGGCAGGCCCCACCCCGGGGCGGUCCCGGGAGCCCGGGAGCAGAGCAGGAAGCGGGAGUCGGCGGUGGUGGCGGCGGCGGGGCCCGUGGGCUGGGAGCGGGGCUGUGGGGCCGGGGCCAUGCGGUGCCCCGGCCCCACCGGGCGCGCCCCGGGACUGCUGCUGCUGCUGCUGCUGCUGCUGGCGGCGGGCGGGCGCGGGGCUCCCGGCGACGCCGUGAUCUGCUCGCAGGGCCUCGCCUGCCGCCUGCUCGACUCCGACGUGCUGUGCGGGACGGAGCCCGCGGCGCCGGGCCCGGGGCUGACGCUGCUGGGGCUGCGGCUGGAGCCGGAGGUGCGCUGCGUGGGGCCGGACCGCUGCUCGCCGUGCUUGCAGGCCCGGCUGCGCCUGGGCCUCGAGCCCGAGGAAGGCGGCGGUGACGCGGGGACGGCCGCCUCGCCCCGGCGCGACGUCACCGCGCUGCUGCUGCUCUCCGGCCACGGGUACGCCUCGUCCCGCUGCGUGGCCGUGGAGGUCCGCGCGUCCUCCGCGAUGCCCGGCCGGCGCCUGGGCUCCGUGCGGUUCUGCUGCUUCGAGGCACCGCUGGGCUCCGAGCUGCACGUCACUGCCUACAGCGGCGCACGCGGCCGCCGCCGGCUGAGCCAGACACAGCGGCUGCCAGACUGCUCGUGGCCCGCUGCCCGAGCUGCCAUCCCGCAGUGCCAAGUGCCCAGGCUGCAGGUGUCCCCGGGGCUGACGGCGGUGCUGGUGGAGGUGCGGGUGGCCACAGUGGAGCUCAACUACACCCUGCGGCUCUACCACAACCACAGCCAUGGCACCGGCGGGUCGGGACGCGCGGUGACGGCGAGCGGGCCCAUGAACUACAGCGUGCCACUGGAGGAGGUGCUGCCCUGCCUCUGCCUGCAGGUCUGGCCAGAGAUCCAGGACCCGCUGCGGGCCACCCUGUGCCCCUUCUCCCAUGAUGUGGCGGCGUGGGAGCGGCUGUGGCUGCAGACCCAGCUGGUGCUGCAUGAUGUGGGGCAGACAUUCACCUGCUCCAUCUCUGCACCCUGCGACCUCCCGGCAGAGCUGGUGCCCUGCUGGAGCCCGGCACCUACUGCGCCGUGCCAAGCCCUGCCCAGCCUGCGGCAGCCUGUCACUGGGCAGGGACCACAGGAGUUCCAAGCGCUGCAGCCACACCCCAAUCUCUGUGUGCAGGUGAGGAGCAGCGGGAGGGUCCGGCUGACACAGUGCCUGCGGGACCGUGAGCACCCAGCAGUGCUGCCCGGCCGUGCAGACGAUGUCCUGUUGAUGGAGCCUGGAGGGAACGCAUCACUCUGCGCCCUGCAGCGGGGCAGCUGCACGCCGCUCUCCAGCUUCACUGCCGUGCUGUACCCCCAGCAGGGGGCCGGCCGCCCGGGGCUGCUGGAGCAGCAGUUGCAGGAGGAUGUGGCAUCGGGGCAGUGUAUGCAGCUCUGGCGUCCUGAAAAUGGCAGCGGGGUCACACUGUGGGCUUGUCCCAUGCACAAGUACAUACGUGCCCGCUGGGCGCUGGCCUGGCUGGGAGCGCUGGUGUGUGCCGCCUGCAUCCUGCUGCUGCUGCUGCUGAAGAAGGAGGAUGUGAAGGGUUGGCUCAAGUCCCUGCGCGCUGGCUGUGGUUCCAAGGCCCCGCUACGGGGACGCCGCGCACUCCUCCUGCAUGCAGCAGAGCCGGUGGCAGAGCGUGCAGCCUGUGUGCUGGCGGCAGCCCUGCGCCCAAUGGGGAUGGCGGUGGUGGCCGCGCCGGGCGGUGGCAGUGGGGUGGCAGCGUGGGGGCCGCUGCCGUGGCUGCAUGCGCUGCACCGGAGAGCGCUGCGGGACGGGGAUACCAUCGUCCUCCUCCUGUCCCCGGCGGCUGAGGCUGCUGCCAGGCGGUGGGAGGAUGCGGCCGGGGACGUGUCGAGGGCGGGGGACGCUUCCAGUGGCCCCAGUCCCCUGCACGACCCCGGCAGUGAGGUGGAACCGUGCGAAGCCUUCGCCGCAGCCCUGUCCUGUGCCAUCCCGGUGCUGUCCGCGGGCGCCGGGCGCUACGUGGUGGCCCGUUUGGAGCCCACGGUGACAUCGGUGCCCCAAGUGCUGCGGGCAGCCCCGGCCUUUGUGCUUCCCAGCGAGGCCGUGGGCUUCCUGCAGGCGCUGGCGGGGCGGCGUGGCUGCCGGCUGGAGCCCCACGCUGCCGCGGUGGCCGAGAGGCUGCGGAGGGCGCUGGGGGAAUAAAGAGCGAUGCGGCCCGAA
Molecule: messenger RNA, 2276 nt
Organism: Gallus gallus (chicken)
Lineage: Eukaryota; Metazoa; Chordata; Aves; Galliformes; Phasianidae
Gene: IL17RC
Product: interleukin 17 receptor C
Exons: 16
Coding region: 147-2258 (703 amino acids)
Molecular function (GO): interleukin-17 receptor activity
Source: RefSeq, a predicted model, not a curated record